UCCCGGCGCCGCAGGAAGCGAGCGGAUCCUGGGGCGCUGCUGCCCACCGCCCCCCCUCUCCCCGCGCCCGGCCCCCCCGGCCCGGCCCUGCCCCGCCGCGCCGCCCAGCGCCCCGCCGCUCCCACAUGCCGGAGAGCGGAGCGGCCGCGGCGCCGAGCCCCGCCGCCCGGCUGCCCCGUGCCGCCCGGCUGGGGCCCUAGCGGCCCCCCCCGGCCGCUGGAGCCGGGGCCCGGCGGCGCCCGCAGUGCAUGAGAGCGAGAGCGGGGGCGGGGGCCGCGGCCCGGAGCACUCGCCUGCCGGCCGGCGGCGACACGGGGACCGGCCCGGGGGGCAGCCAGGGGCGGCGAGGCGGCGGCUCCAUGUGAGAGGAGGCGGCGGCGCACCUGAGCCGCCGGGACUGCCGCAGCCGGGGAGGGGGGGGUGGGGGAGCGGGCCCCGGGCCCGGCCCCGAGGACCACCUGCCCGCAGCCCGCCCGCGGGGGGCUGGACCCGCCUCCCCCCUUGAAGCCGCCCGGCCCCCGGCGGCAGCCCCGGGACAGGGGGCAGCAGGCCCCCUCCCGCCGGGGGAGGGGGGCUUCGCCUCGCCGCCGGCAUCGCCCCGCCGGCGGGAAGGCGUGCGCGCCCCGAGCGGAGGGAGAGCCCAGCGGAGCCCGUCCCGAGAAAAUGUGAAAGCAUUUGCAUCUUCAGAUAGCCUAGCCAAGGUCCAAGAAGUAGCAAGCUGGCUUUUGGAAAUGAAUCAGGAACUGCUCUCUGUGGGCAGCAAGAGGCGACGAACUGGUGGAUCUCUUCGAGGUGAUGCUUCCUCAAGCCAAGUAGAUGAGGAGCAGAUGAAUCGGGUCAUAGAAGAGGAGGAGCAGCAGCAAAGACGACAAGAGGAGCAGCACAUUGGGAGGAAUGGGGAGAUAGGAGGAGAAGAACCUGGAUUUGAUGACAGGCAUGAGUCUCAGCAGGAGCAGUCAGAAGAAAAUAACAAUAGACUUAUUACAGUGGAUGAAGAAUCCACUUGUAACCAAGAGGAAGAAGAUGAUGAACAUGCUGGUGAUCAAGAGGAGGAGGUGGAAGAGGAGGAGGAAAUGGACCAGGAGAGUGAUGAUUUUGAUCAGUCUGACGACAGCAGUAGAGAAGAUGAACAUGCUAACAGUAACAGUGUCACAAAUUCCAAUAGCCUCAUGGACUUGCCCAUUCACCAGUCAUCGCCAUUCUAUAUAAAGACAAAGAUGAAGAGAAAGUUGGACCAUGGCUCCGAGGUCCGUUCUUUCUCUCUGGGAAAGAAACCCUGCAAAGUCUCAGAAUACACAAGUACUACGGGGCUGGUGCCAUGCUCUGCCACACCUACUACUUUUGGGGACCUGAGGGCGGCCAAUGGCCAGGGACAGCAGCGUCGCCGCAUUACAUCUGUGCAGCCACCAACGGGCCUUCAGGAAUGGCUGAAAAUGUUUCAGAGCUGGAGUGGACCAGAGAAAUUACUUGCUUUAGAUGAACUCAUUGAUAGUUGCGAACCAACACAAGUAAAACACAUGAUGCAAGUGAUAGAGCCCCAGUUUCAAAGAGACUUCAUUUCCUUGCUCCCAAAAGAGCUGGCACUGUAUGUGCUGUCAUUCCUGGAACCCAGGGACCUUCUGCAGGCAGCCCAGACAUGUCGUUACUGGAGAAUUCUGGCUGAAGAUAAUCUUCUCUGGAGAGAGAAAUGCAAAGAGGAGGGGAUUGAUGAACCAUUACAUAUCAAGAGGAGGAAAGUAAUAAAACCAGGCUUUAUACACAGUCCGUGGAAAAGCGCCUACAUUAGACAACACAGGAUUGAUACCAACUGGCGGCGAGGAGAACUGAAAUCGCCUAAGGUGCUCAAAGGCCACGAUGACCAUGUGAUCACAUGCCUUCAGUUCUGCGGGAACCGAAUAGUGAGCGGCUCUGACGACAACACGCUGAAAGUGUGGUCAGCGGUUACAGGCAAGUGUUUGAGAACGCUGGUUGGGCACACAGGCGGAGUCUGGUCAUCACAGAUGAGGGACAAUAUCAUCAUUAGUGGAUCUACAGACCGAACGUUGAAAGUCUGGAACGCUGAGACUGGGGAAUGCAUACACACCUUGUACGGACACACCUCCACCGUUCGCUGCAUGCAUCUCCAUGAGAAAAGAGUGGUCAGUGGGUCUCGAGAUGCUACACUGAGAGUUUGGGACAUAGAGACGGGCCAGUGUUUGCACGUUCUGAUGGGCCACGUAGCUGCAGUUCGGUGCGUUCAGUAUGACGGCAGAAGGGUUGUAAGUGGUGCAUAUGAUUUUAUGGUCAAAGUUUGGGAUCCAGAGACAGAGACCUGUCUGCACACACUGCAAGGGCAUACUAACAGAGUCUACUCAUUACAGUUUGAUGGCAUCCAUGUGGUGAGUGGAUCUCUUGACACUUCCAUCCGAGUUUGGGAUGUGGAGACAGGCAACUGCAUUCACACGCUGACAGGCCACCAGUCUCUCACAAGUGGAAUGGAACUCAAGGACAAUAUACUGGUGUCUGGGAAUGCCGAUUCUACAGUCAAAAUCUGGGACAUUAAAACAGGACAAUGUUUACAGACAUUGCAAGGUCCCAACAAGCAUCAGAGUGCUGUGACCUGUUUACAGUUCAACAAGAACUUUGUAAUUACCAGCUCAGAUGAUGGGACUGUAAAACUUUGGGACUUGAAAACGGGUGAAUUUAUCCGAAAUCUAGUCACAUUGGAGAGUGGGGGAAGCGGAGGCGUCGUGUGGCGGAUCAGAGCUUCUAACACAAAGCUAGUGUGUGCGGUUGGGAGCCGCAACGGAACUGAGGAAACAAAGCUGCUGGUGUUGGACUUUGACGUGGAUAUGAAGUGAAGGGCAGAAAGAUGAAUUUGUCCAAACGUGUAGACGAUGUUCUCCUUUCCCUCCCCCUGAAAAAAAAAAAGAAAAAAGAAAAAAAAGGAAAAAAAAUCCCUUGUCCUUGGUGGUGCAGGAUGUUGCCUUGGGGCAACAGAUCCUAAAGACCUACAGACUACGAAGGAGAAGACAAAGAUGACAAACUAUAACUGACAAGAGAGGCGUUUGCUGUCUCGUCACAUAAAAAGGCUACACUUUUGACCGGGGCAGCUUUGCAAAAAUACGACUUUUGAAAUGAAACCAGGUGCAAUUAUUUCUUUACUUUCCUCCAACUGCUCCUUGAGCAAGUUGGAGGUGAAAAAAAAAAAAAAUUGUUACAGUUCUUGUUAACAGGUUAUUUUACCACAAAGAUCUUUAAAGAAGCUGCACAGGCAAGCCUGCUCGUGCACCCAUGGGCCACCCUGGGUCCCGGCAGCCCCUCCGAGCAACGCGCUGUCCCUUGGCCCCGCUCUGAGCAGGGGGUUGGACCGGACAACCUCCAGAGGUCCCCUUCCAACCUCUGCGAGCAGUCACUGGUUGACUUUCAAAAAACUAGAGAGCAUCUGCAAUGAAAAAAAAAAAAAACCAACAAAAAACAAACAACAACCAAGAGUCCAUUCCUGGUGUGGAAAAGCUAAAAUAUUACUGUGAAUUGUUUUGUACAGUUUUAUCGGAGCUUUUUCUUUUUUUUCUUUUAUUCCUCUUUUUUUUGCCAACCAUUGCCAAUGUCAAUCACAGUAUUAGCCUCUGUUUAAUCUAUUUACUGUUGCUUCCAUUUACACUCUUCAAUGCAUAAGUUGCUCUGAGGUGGCAAGUUGUCCUGGGUUUUGAGAGUCCUCUGAUGGAUUUAAUUAGCAAUGCUGGUGCUAGAAGUAGGUCUUCAAUUACGGGAUUGUUGUCCCACCCCUGUACUGUAUUCCCAGUGGCCAAACUUAUUUAUGCUGCUAAAUGAAAGAAAGAAAAGCAAAUUAUUUUUUUUUAUUUUUUUUUUCUGCUGUGACGUUUUAGUCCCAGACUGAAUUCCAAAUUUGCUCUAGUUUGGUUACAGAAAAAGACUUUUUGCCACUGAAACUUGAGCCAACUGUGCCUCUAAGAGGCUGAGAGUGGAAGAGUUUCAGACAAUUAAAGAGUGAAGUUUGCCUGCAAAUAAAGAAUUGAGUGUGUGUGCAAAGCUUAUUUUCUUUUUUCUGGGCAAAAAUUAAAACACAUUCCUUAGAACAAAGCUAUUGCAGCCUGUUCUGUGGGGAAAUUUUUCUUUGUGAGGGCUGUGGUGAAUGGAAUGAACAUACAUUAAAAAACUGACAAAAUUUUUAAAAAAUAUUAUAAAAUACAAAAAUUAAAAUAAAGUUGCUGGUCAGUCUUAGUGUUUUACAGUAUUUGAGAAAUAAAACAACUGUUACAGUUAUUGCUGGGAGGAACUGACAGAGCAAAAACUUAAGUUUUUGUAAAGAUGUCACAUGCAAACAAAACGAGAAAUGAAAGAGUCAAAUGGUUUGCCUCAUUCUCCAAGAGCCACAACUCAAGCUGAACUGUGAAAGUGGUUUAACACUGUAUCCUAGGCGAUCUUUUUUCCUCCUUUUUUUUUUUUUGUUUUAUUUAUAGUCUGAUUUAAAACAAUCAGAUUCCAGUUGGUUAAUUUUAGUUAUAUAACAACCUGACAUGAUGGAGGAAAACAACCUUUAAAGGGAUUGUGUCUAUGGUUUGAUUCACUUAGAAAUUUUAUUUUCUUAUAACUUAAGUGCAAUAAAAUGUGUUUUUUCAUGUUA
Messenger RNA from Falco peregrinus (peregrine falcon), 4627 nucleotides. It is a transcript of the gene FBXW7, whose product is annotated as F-box and WD repeat domain containing 7. The transcript is spliced from 12 exons. Gene Ontology annotation, cellular component: cytoplasm; nucleus. Gene Ontology annotation, molecular function: ubiquitin binding. Bases 732 to 2840 code for a protein of 702 amino acids. Lineage: Eukaryota; Metazoa; Chordata; Aves; Falconiformes; Falconidae. The record is from RefSeq and is a predicted model, not a curated record. Gene Ontology annotation, biological process: proteasome-mediated ubiquitin-dependent protein catabolic process; ubiquitin recycling.